Molecule: messenger RNA, 1078 nt
Organism: Sinocyclocheilus rhinocerous
Lineage: Eukaryota; Metazoa; Chordata; Actinopteri; Cypriniformes; Cyprinidae
Product: cyclin-dependent kinase 4-like
Exons: 5
Coding region: 180-827 (215 amino acids)
Biological process (GO): signal transduction; regulation of gene expression; regulation of G2/M transition of mitotic cell cycle
Cellular component (GO): nucleus; cytoplasm; cyclin-dependent protein kinase holoenzyme complex
Molecular function (GO): cyclin binding; cyclin-dependent protein serine/threonine kinase activity; ATP binding
Source: RefSeq, a predicted model, not a curated record
GUGUGUGUGUGUGUGUGUGUGUGUAUCACUCGUAAUGUCGCUUCGUUUGAUGUCGUGUUCUGAAGAGUCGGCGGAUGUGGCGUCUCUCAUCCUGCGAGAGUGGGACUGUUACAGGCCAAACCCACAUCAGCUGUACUCUACCAGGGUACAGUGUUCACUAAUAUAAAACACCAUGGUAAAUGCAUGUUUUUUGCACAGUCCAACAAGUAUCCAAGCAGCCGUCUGGGACAAUGGUCAGUUAUACAGUCAUGGCGCAGGAGAGCGCGGCGCAGUACGAGCCGGUGGCGGAGAUCGGCGGUGGCGCUUACGGGACGGUGUACAAGGCUCGAGAUAGAGACAGCGGGCAGUUUGUGGCUCUGAAGAGUGUGAGAGUGCAGACCAAUCAGGACGGCCUUCCUCUGUCCACGGUGCGAGAGGUGGCACUGCUCAAACGACUCGAGCAGUUCGACCAUCCCAACAUCGUCAGGUACAGAACAGACACAGACACACUCACUCACUCACUCACUCACUCACUCACACACAGACACACACAGACUCACACACACAGACACACAUCAUCUUUCAGACCUCUCUUCUGUGGAGAUUCAGAGGUGGACCAGCUGAGCAAGAUUUUUGCAGUGAUCGGCCUGCCGGCUGAAGACGAGUGGCCCACUGAUGUCACUCUGUCCCGGCAGAACUUCAGCCCUCAAGCCCCUCAGCCAAUCACAGACUGCCUUCCUGAGAUCAGCGAGAAGGGGGCGGAGCUCUUACUGGAAAUGCUGACGUUCGACCCGUUGAAACGAAUCUCUGCGCUGAAUGCUUUGGAGCAUCCGUUCUUUACAGAAUGAGUGCUUUAUUCCCAUUAUUCACUGUCAUCUGUGAGCUGAGCGAGUGUUUUCAGCGUUGUUCAAGGAUGAGCAGGUGUGAUGAUGAUAGACUUGAACUUUUAAGUGUCAUAUUUCUCUGCCUUUACAGUGUAUUGUGGGUCAGUGGAACAUUAUCAUUAGCAGGUGCUACGACACCGCAUUUCAUUUCUGGUGAGUGUGUGUGUGUGUGAGUCUGUGAGUGAGUGUGUCUCUCUCUGUGAGUGUGUGUGUCU